AAGCCUAUCUCGGACAUUUUCCGAAUCGGAGUACAUUUUUCCAAUUUAAGCAUGAAGUCGUUGGUCGUGCUGCUGGUCGUGGCUUUUGCAGUGGGCGCAUCGGCUCAGUGCAAGUGUGAGUCUAUGAAGUGGGCCACGUGCGACGGGACCCCAUGCGAGUGUUUCCUUCUGGUCGGCAAUGGUGAAAAACAACCUCUGAACUGCUCUGCCUUGAUCCCCAAGUGCUUCCUGAUGAAGGCGGAGAUGUACCGCGCCCGGAAGGGUCUGUCCACCCGCACCAUUGGUGGCAAGCCGGUGGAGACGGCCUUCGUGGACAACGACGGCAUCUACGACCCCGAGUGCGAGUCCAAUGGCCUGUUCAAGGCCAAGCAGUGCAACGGCACGGAGGAGUGCUGGUGCGUCAACAGCGCCGGGGUGCGGCGCACGGACAAGGGCGACAAGAACCUGAAGUGCGAGGAGUUGGUGGAGACGCACUGGGUGCGUUUGGAACUGAAGCACAAGGAGACAUCAGCCGAUGUGGAUCCUGCUCAGCUGAAGAGUGCCAUUGCCGAUGCCAUUCAGCAACGCUACCAGCUGGAUAAGAAGUUCGUGAGUGACAUUCAGUAUGACAAGAAUGCGCGUCUUAUUGUGGUGGACGUUAAGAAAGACAUCGGUGACAGGAAGGAGGACCUGUCCCGCAUGGCCUACUACAUGGAGAAGGAUGUCAAGGUCCUGCCCCUCUUCAAAGAAGAGCUGAAGUUUGAACCCAGUGUUGCUGGCCAGAAGCUGCAGUUUGAGAACAUCCUGGUCUAUUAUGUGGAUGAGAAGGCCCCCACCUUCACCAUGCAGAGACUGACCGGGGGUGUGAUUGCCGUCAUCGUUGUGGUCAUCCUUGCAGUUGUUGCAGGGUUGGUGGUUCUGUACCUCGCCAGGAGACGGGAACGUGCCAAGUACGAGAAGACACAGGUCAGGGAGCUGGACGAGAUCCAACAGUCUCUCUCUUGAAUCCUGAUGCUGCUGGAACUCGAGUCCGUUUCCUGGUAUGAGCUGAAGGAGGAACUGUCGCGAUGGACCGCGAACACCCGUGUCACUCAUUCACAAAACCUGUGCAACCAGCAGAUGAAAGCAUUAUUUUUCUUUAAUGCGGGUGCAACUUGUGGGCUUACCACCUUGCUGCAACGCAUUUUCCAAUGUACUGUGGCAUUCCCAAACUAUUUAUGAGCUGAAGACUUUCUUGAACUGGUUUGUGAGAUAAUGCACUAGUUACAAAACCAAGAAGUGAUGUCCUUUUUUAAUGCAUUUGCCAUUAAUUGUUUUAAUCUUUUUUUUUUACAUGUAUUUUAGAUAGAAUGGUGUCCAUCUUUGCUUCUUUGUGUAUUGAUUUAAAUGGUUUGUAAUAAAAUGUCUAAAUUUAAA
Megalops cyprinoides (Indo-Pacific tarpon) is the source of this 1395-nucleotide messenger RNA. RefSeq names its product epithelial cell adhesion molecule-like. Gene Ontology annotation, cellular component: membrane. The transcript has 9 exons. Bases 52 to 984 code for a protein of 310 amino acids. The record is from RefSeq and is a predicted model, not a curated record. NCBI's taxonomy places the organism in Eukaryota, Metazoa, Chordata, Actinopteri, Elopiformes, Megalopidae.